Molecule: messenger RNA, 3058 nt
Organism: Strongylocentrotus purpuratus (purple sea urchin)
Lineage: Eukaryota; Metazoa; Echinodermata; Echinoidea; Camarodonta; Strongylocentrotidae
Exons: 2
Coding region: 938-3058 (706 amino acids)
Source: RefSeq, a predicted model, not a curated record
GAGCAUUAUGAAAAUGAAUGUCAAAAAGGUAGUUUUUUAAGAUGUUUACAUUGUAUGAAACUUACACAGUAGCACAGUAAUUUGUAUGGCAAAUGUAUAACAUGUGUAUACUGUGUACCCACACAUAGGAUAGACUAGAGAUAUCUAUUGCACAUUUAAUAUGUCAUUACAUCUAUAAUUGAUGUUUAGUUUUACUUAAAGUUGAAAGAAGUAUAGUCAAGUAAAAUAUAUGAUGCAGAAUAAGACAUUCUAUGAUGAAAAUGGAUGAGGAAUGUGAGCAUACUUGUGUGAAUGACAGGUCAAGGUCAUGACUUUGUUAUUGUAUUCCUUGACUAUGAUAAAGUCAUUCAAGCUCGUUAAAUAUGGUUACAUUUUUAGUUGAAACCGUGUUAAAUCUGGUUUAGACAUGAUAGAGAUGAUAUAAGUUUAAUUGUGUGUUAGCUGUGACAUUCUACAUAAAGUUCAGAUAGAUUUGUCAAGACAGUGUCUGACUUAUAUAAGAUUUACAAGCAAACAUGAAAAGGAGUUAUAAUUCAGACAAUGUCUUUGAUUUAGUAGAAUGCUAUAUCUGCUUUAAUAUUGUGGAACUUAUAUUCAUGAACACAUACUUAUUAUGCAUUCCUGUUAUGCUUUAUCAUGUACAGUUUUCACGGAAUGAAGGGAAGAAGAACGGAAUAAAGCAGUGAAAGGAGUAAAGAUAAAGAUUCGUUCGUCAAAGACAGAGUUGCAUUUCCCUUGAUGGUUAUGACUCUAAAAUAAACUGACAUUCCCGUAAAAACCUGAGUCGUUGUAAUUAUUCAGCGUUUCACCUCACAGACAGUCACAGUGAAAACUCUCUCUCAGAAGAGUGAAAAGAACUCAGGGAAAUAGCCAACCUUUUCCUGAGUUAAACCGCCUCUCGGCUCUUCAAGUAAGCUCUCUCCAACGAUCAGACAAGAUGAUAGAAGGAGAAGGAAAAGCUGAGGGACAAACAGCAGUUGCAACCGACAAGGUGUUGCAACCAUCAGCUGAGGGUCAAACAAGACCAUCAAGAGAAGCAGUUGCAACCGACAAGGUGUUGCAACAAUCAGCUGAGGGUCAAACAAGAUCAUCAGGAGAAGCAGUUGCAACCGACAAGGUGUUGCAAUACCAGCUUGGCGUUGCAACCAAGAACUGGAAGGAUGCAAUAAUAACGUGGCAGAAAACAGCCAACAAUUUGAUGGAACUGUUAAGUGAUGAAAACUCAGAAUCAUCAAUAAUUAGAGAUGGUCGAAAAGGCACCCAACAAGCAAUCGAGAACGCCAUCGCAACUCAGGAAACGCUGGCAGAAGUCACAGCUGCCUUGUCAAAAGAGGACGACAGCGAGGACAAGCUUGAAGUGAUGGAGGAAAAGCAAUUCGGCUUGAUGAAAGAAGCCGCAAAGACAUUGAUUCUCUUACGUGGUGAUGUGGCCUCAGAGGCCUCCUCCACUGCCUCCUAUCAAUACAGGUGCAAAGAAAGGGUUGACAAUGGACCGCCAGCUGUCACCAACAACGAAGACGGACCUUUCGGGACGCAGACCGAUUUGGGUUGGAGUAUCAUCGGCACAGUGAACUCCAACUAUCAAGGCAGUUCAGAUGAUCCAAUAGGACUCACUGAAUUACAUGGUGUCAGCAAACAGAAGUCCGAUGCAGUGUUCGCACAGUCUAUCACCGCAGAGGAAGAUAUCAACCCGAGCCACAUAGUGAAACAAAUGGAAGCAGGUUUCAAUGCAGACACGAGUGAGAGGCCUUAUUCACAGCAUGAUGAAAGGUUCCUGAAAGUAAUGGAAGAUGGCAUCCAUGUUGCGGAUAAUGGGCACUACGAAAUGCCACUACCACUCAAGAUGGAGGAACCGUUGAUGCCAAGCAAUGUGUUCCAAGCCAAGAUGAGGCUACAAGGCUUAAGACGGAAGUUCACAAAGGAUGUAGUCUAUCACGAACAUUACACCAAGGUAAUGGAUGCUCUCAUCAAGAAUGAGUAUUCAGAGUAUGUACCAGAACCCAUGGACUACAAGAAAACAGUCUGGUACAUUCCACAUCACGGCGUUCAACAACCGAACAAAUUGAGAGACGUCUUUGACUGUAGUGUUCAGUAUAAAGGAGAAUCGUUGAACGAACAUUUGAUGACAGGACCGGAAAUGACAAAUGCACUGGCUGGCGUCUUGUGCAGAUUCCGGAUGGAAAGGCCAGCCUUCAUGUGUGAUGUGUGGUGGCCUGAUGGUGAUUACCAGCAACCAGUUCAUCACUAUAGAAGGAAGGCACACUUGUUUGGUGCUGCCUCAUCACCAGGGUGUGCGAAUUAUGGACGAAAGAAAACUGUAACUGACCACAAAGACAAGUGUGUAGCUGCAGCAAACUUCGUACACAGUGACUUAUACGUGGUCCAUGGUUUGAUCUCUGUUCCCAAAUCAGCAGAGGCAGUCGACUUGAUGACACAGACUAGAGUGCUCUGCAAGGAAGGAAAACUGCACCUGCACAAGAUUGUUUCCAACUCAAGAGAGGUAAUGCAGGCAGUGCCUAUGGAAGAACGAGCCAAGUGUGUGAAAGAACUCAAUCUACUACACGAUGAGCUGACGAUUGAACGAGCCAUAGAUCUGCAGUGGUGCAUAGAAUCAGAUUCCUUCAACUUUCGCAUCACAUUUGCUGACAAGCCAUGCACCGGAAGAGGAGUGCUUUCAACAGUCAUGUCACUCUACGAUCCUCUUGGACUGAUUGCUCCAGUGACAUUGAGAGGCAGACAGAGUUCAUUUGAUGAGCCGACUCAUCUAGUACCGCUAACUCCAGAUCACCUGUUGACUCAGAAAUCAAGGGUGAUAUUACCGCCGCCAGGUAACUUUCCACGAGAAGAUGUGUACGCCAAGAAACGAUGGAGAAGAGUACAACACCUAGCCAAGAAGUUCUGGUCUCGAUGGAGGAAAGAAUUCCUGAGCCAACUACAGUCAUGGCAGAAAUGGACGAAGCCACAGCGCAACAUGAAGUUAGACGACAUCGUGCCGACGAAGAACGAUAACAUUCCUAGAAACUCGUGGCCGCUGAGAGAAAGAAGUAUAGUCAAGUAA